Messenger RNA from Colletotrichum lupini, 2175 nucleotides. RefSeq names its product SPFH domain/Band 7 family protein. The coding region runs from base 1 to 2175 and encodes 724 amino acids. The record is from RefSeq and is a predicted model, not a curated record. The transcript is spliced from 13 exons. Lineage: Eukaryota; Fungi; Ascomycota; Sordariomycetes; Glomerellales; Glomerellaceae. Gene Ontology annotation, cellular component: membrane.
AUGCCCAAAGUGCGCCUUCAGGCACAAGCCCGCUUGAUUACACUGGUGGUCCCUUCUGUAAGGUUCCCACUACGACCCGCCACUGGGUCCAUCAGUCCCCCGUCGACCUUCCUCCCACUUCGUAACCCCUCCAACUUUGAACAUCUACAUUGCGGUAUCUACCAGUCGCCCUUUCACAACCACACCGAACCCAAGCCUCGCGAUACCCACACACGACUCAACAUGGGCGCAAAGGUUCCACGCAACUUCCGCCUCCUUGAGGAGCUUGAGAAGGGCGAGAAGGGUCUCGGAGCAGAGGCCUGCUCCUACGGUCUGAACGAUGCCGAGGACCUCUUGAUGUCCGACUGGAACGGAACCAUUCUCGGACCCCCUCACAGCGUCCACGAGAACAGAAUCUACUCCCUCAAGAUGCACUGUGGUCCCAACUACCCUGACGAGCCUCCCACGAUACAAUUUGUGAGCCAGGUCAACCUGCCCUGCGUCAACUCCCGCAAUGGCGUCGUCGACCCCAGACAGCUUCCUUGCCUGGCCAACUGGAAGAGAGACAACACCAUGGAGACCAUUCUCAUUGAGCUUAGAAGGUACAUGGCGGCUCCUGCGAACAAGAAGAUCCCCCAGCCUCCCGAAGUAUGGCUCAAUGAUUAUGACUUUCUUCACACCCAAAGCUCUGGACAGAGUGAGACGGAAGAGAACACCAUCGACAGCAUGCACCUCUGCGGUCUUCCAGAUGAGGACUCAGACUGGGUGUCGUAUCAUGUUUUGAUCCGGGUUGUGAUCCAAGGCAAAAAAUCAGAGUAUCCGGGCUUCAUAUUCGUUGCGAACAGAUGUGCCGUCUGCACCACGGAAUGGAAGCAUCAGAGCCUGGUGGGCCUCGGCCGAUGCCGUCGGCUAAUUAUCGGUAGGCAGAGGCAGCUGCAGCUUCCAGAGCUGUUCUGGAGCUCGCAACCUCGAUUUGAUCCACGCAUCUUCUCGAUCUACGUCAAUGCCGCAGCAGCAACAGACAUGGCUUCGGCGGUAACAAAAGCCGCACUCUCCGCGCCGCUGAGACGGGCUCUCGUCCAGUCCCAGUCGCGCGGCUUCCAGACCACCACAAAGAGCCUGCUUCCAUCAGCAUUCGGCUCCAGCUCCAGUAUCCCGCCCUCCUACUUCCAGAGGUCGUCCCUCCCCGCCAACACCGUCAUCCGCUUCGUUCCGCAACAGACGGCAUGGAUCGUUGAGCGCAUGGGAAAGUUCAACCGCAUCCUCGAACCCGGUCUGGCCAUCCUCGUCCCCUUUAUCGACCGCAUCUCCUACGUCAAGUCACUCAAGGAAAAUGCACUCGAGAUCCCCAGUCAAAGCGCCAUUACCGCCGACAACGUCACCCUCGAACUCGACGGCGUCCUCUACACCCGCGUCUUUGACGCCUACAAGGCCAGCUAUGGAGUCGAAGACGCCGAAUACGCCAUCUCCCAGCUGGCGCAAACCACGAUGCGAUCCGAAAUCGGCCAGCUGACCCUCGACCACGUCCUCAAGGAGCGCGCCGCCCUCAACACAAACAUCACCGCCGCCAUCAACGAAGCCGCCCAGGCCUGGGGCGUCACCUGCCUCCGUUACGAGAUCCGAGACAUCCACGCCCCCGCCGGCGUCGUCGAAGCCAUGCACCGCCAGGUCACCGCCGAGCGCUCGAAGCGCGCCGAGAUCCUCGACUCUGAGGGUCAGAGGCAGUCGGCCAUCAACAUCGCCGAGGGUAAGAAGCAGAGCGUCAUUCUGGCGUCCGAGGCCUUGCGCGCCGAACAGAUCAACAGGGCGUCUGGUGAGGCCGAGGCCAUCCUCAUGAAGGCCAAGGCUACCGCCGCUGGUAUCGAGGCCGUCUCCAAGAGCAUUGCCGACGGCGAGGAUGCGGCACAGGGCGCCAUCAGCCUGUCUGUUGCCGAGAAGUACGUUGACGCGUUUGGCAAGCUGGCCAAGGAGAGCACGGCUGUCGUAGUCCCCGGAAACGUGGGAGACAUCUCGAGCAUGAUUGCCACCGGCCUGAGCGUGUACGGCAAGGUUGGACAGGCACAGGCCAGGACGAUGGCGAAGCAGCUGGUCGGCAACGAGUCGGCGGAGGAGUCUGGCGAGGGAGCGUCCGGGGAACCCAAGCAGCUGAAGGAUUCGGUGCUUGAGAGCUUCGACCAGGCGGCGGGACAGAAAUGA